AUGCCCGGUAGAAGGACACACAAAAGAAAUAAUCAUCCUGCCGAUUUUGCGGCGCCUCCACUUAACACUAUAUCGACUGGAUAUCCGUUUCAUGUCUCGCAGUUGCAACAAAUGCUUUACCCGGGCGCGGUUCAAAACGGGAUGUUUCAGUAUGUUUCCCAGACACCCCCGGUUCGAUAUGUUUUUACUCAGAGAAACUACUCAUCCGCCUUUGGGAAUGUGCCAGUAGAUCAUCCUCAAGGUAAUAGAACUACAUUUUCGAGCAGGAAUCAGAUGGACAGGAUGCGCCAUGAAAGCAGUCGUGGGAUGAUUGUGAAUCAGAAUCCUUUUCAAGAACAAAAUUCUGUCCCAGUCACGGCCGUAGCAAACUUAAAGGUAUCUAUUUGUAAUGAGGAAGGUGUCUGGACAAAAAAAAAUCUCUACGCCAUGGUGAAAGCCUUUGUAGAUGAUCCCAAUGCAGAAGAAAUGUCAUUUCCCCCAACUUUGUCUGCUGCGGAACGUCAUAUGGUACAUGAAAUUGCAUUAAAUUUUAAUUUACACCAUCGCUCAGCGGGAUGCAAAUCCGAACGCGUCUUAACCUUAAAAAAAAUUGGAAGCAUCAAAAAUCAAGAAAAAGAUCGAGAAAUUGCGGCUCUUAAUGGUGAUCGUGUAAAAACGAUUGAUGGAUAUCAAGGUGCUCAAAGGCUUCCUGAUGAAUAUAUAAAGUCAAGGAUGAAUGAAAUCAGUUUGCUGUUGGGUCCCUUUUUAAGAAAGAUGUAUAGUCAAUUGAAGGCAACAGCUGCGAAACCUCUCAGAAAUCGCCAUUUGGUUGUUGUACAACCAGGAUUAAAGAAAGCUCCUCAGGGAAAUGCCCAAAAUCAGAGGUACCGGGAAUUGCAGGAGUUUCGUAGAUCAUUACCUUCUUACAAGCGGAGAGAUGAAAUCAUUAAUGCUUUAAAACAAAACAAUGUCUUGAUUGUAAGUGGGGACACUGGAUGUGGUAAGACAACUCAAAUACCUUCAAUUUUGUACGAUUCUGAAGUCUUUCAAAAAGAUCUAGAAAUAUUU
Molecule: messenger RNA, 1047 nt
Organism: Trypanosoma cruzi
Lineage: Eukaryota; Euglenozoa; Kinetoplastea; Trypanosomatida; Trypanosomatidae
Product: ATP-dependent DEAD/H RNA helicase, putative
Exons: 1
Cellular component (GO): intracellular anatomical structure; nucleus
Molecular function (GO): RNA binding
Source: RefSeq, a predicted model, not a curated record